Messenger RNA from Camelus dromedarius (Arabian camel), 2403 nucleotides. RefSeq names its product acid sensing ion channel subunit family member 4 (gene ASIC4). Gene Ontology annotation, cellular component: plasma membrane. The transcript has 10 exons. Gene Ontology annotation, biological process: sodium ion transmembrane transport. Gene Ontology annotation, molecular function: ligand-gated sodium channel activity. Lineage: Eukaryota; Metazoa; Chordata; Mammalia; Artiodactyla; Camelidae. Bases 60 to 1679 code for a protein of 539 amino acids. The record is from RefSeq and is a predicted model, not a curated record.
GCUGGCCAGGGAGGGACAGGGGCAGGGAGGCUCCGGCCAGUCCCAGCAGCCGGGGACAGAUGCCGAUCGAGAUUGUGUGCAAAAUCAAAUUUGCAGAGGAGGAUGCGAAACCUAAGGAGAAGGAGGCAGGGGAUGAGCAGAGCCUCCUGGGGGCUGCACGGGGGGCAGCAGCCCCCCGGGACCUGGCCACCUUUGCCAGCACCAGCACUCUGCACGGGCUGGGCCGGGCCUGUGGCCCAGGCCCCCAUGGACUGCGCAGAACCCUGUGGGCACUGGCCCUACUCACCUCGCUGGCUGCCUUCCUGUACCAGGCGGCUGUUCUGGCCCGGGGCUACCUGACCCGGCCUCACCUGGUGGUAAUGGACCCUGCUGCCCCAGCCCCAGUGGCGGGCUUCCCAGCCGUCACCCUCUGCAAUAUCAACCGUUUCCGGCAUUCGGCACUCAGCGACGCCGACAUCUUUCACCUGGCCAACCUGACCGGGCUGCCCCCCAAAGACCGGGACGGGCACCGUGCUGCCGGCCUGCGCUACCCGGAGCCCGACAUGGUAGACAUCCUCAACCGCACUGGCCACCAGCUCGCCGACAUGCUCAAGAGCUGCAACUUCAGUGGGCACCACUGCUCCGCCAGCAACUUCUCUGUGGUCUAUACUCGCUAUGGGAAGUGUUAUACCUUCAAUGCGGAUCCACAGAGCUCGCUGCCCAGCCGGGCAGGGGGCAUGGGCAGUGGCCUGGAGAUCAUGUUGGACAUCCAGCAAGAGGAGUACCUGCCCAUCUGGAGAGAGACAAACGAGACAUCGUUUGAGGCCGGCAUCCGAGUACAGAUCCACAGCCAGGAGGAGCCACCCUACAUCCACCAGCUGGGCUUCGGUGUGUCCCCAGGCUUCCAGACCUUUGUGUCCUGCCAGGAACAGCGGCUGACCUAUCUGCCCCAGCCCUGGGGCAACUGCCGGGCGGAGAGUGGGCUCAGGGAGCCUGAGCUUCAGGGCUACUCGGCCUACAGCGUGUCUGCCUGCCGGCUGCGCUGUGAAAAGGAGGCUGUGCUUCAGCGCUGCCACUGCCGGAUGGUGCACAUGCCAGGCAAUGAGACCAUCUGCCCGCCAAAUAUCUACAUCGAGUGUGCUGACCACACACUGGACUCCCUGGGCGGGGGCUCCCAAGGCCCAUGUUUCUGCCCUACCCCCUGCAACCUGACCCGCUACGGGAAAGAAAUCUCCAUGGUCAGGAUCCCCAACAGGGGCUCAGCCCGGUACCUGGCAAGAAAGUACAACCGCAACGAAACCUACAUACGGGAGAACUUCCUGGUCCUAGACGUCUUCUUUGAAGCUCUGACCUCUGAGGCCAUGGAGCAGCGAGCAGCCUAUGGCCUGUCAGCCCUGCUGGGAGACCUCGGGGGACAGAUGGGCCUAUUCAUUGGGGCCAGCAUCCUCACACUGCUGGAGAUCCUCGACUACAUCUAUGAGGUGUCCUGGGACCGACUGAAGCGGGUGUGGCGUCGUCCCAAGACCCCCCUCCGGACCUCCACUGGAGGCAUCUCCACUUUGGGGCUGCAGGAGCUGAAGGAGCAGAGUCCGUGCCCAAGCCGGGGCCAUGCGGAAGGUGGGGGUGCCAACAGCCUGCUCCCCAACCACCAUCACCCACACGGCCCCCCAGGGGGCCUCUUUGAAGACUUCGCUUGCUAGGAUGGUGCUGUGUCCAAAAGGACCCAGGAGUCUUGGUCCCCUCCCUGGAUCCCCACCAUAGUCUCCUCCUGCUCCUGGGACAGAAUAUCUGGGGGCAGUGAGAGGGCGGUGCUCAUUGGGAGGGUGGGGACUCAGUUCCUGCUCUUGCCUACCCUGGCGCCAGCUGCUUUGCACAAAGGUCCCUCUUGUCCACACCAUCCACCCCUAGGCUGGUGCCCAGGGAGGGCUGGAGACCAGGCUAUGGGCCCCUGUGGAGGGGAGUGUAGGGGAGGAGAGAGGGAGGUAGAAAAGGGGGCCCAUCCCAACCAGGGUGGAAUCCUCUGUACAUUUGUAUAUAUUUAGGGAGGACAGGGUGGGGGUGGGGGUAAAGAUUUAGAAGGUAAGUGGGGCUAUGGGGUGGGUAAUUUAGGGACAGCCAGGGUCCCAGCCCUCGAGUGUCAGCAGGAGAAGGCAGGCCCCCAGGACUCAGGACUGCUGGGCUGGUCCUACUUCCUGCCCCUCUCCAGUCCCAGCUCCCCUUUUGGCAGGGGGAGUGGGUGGCCCAGCAGGCCUGGCCCAGCUCCCAGUUCCCCGUUCCCCCUGCUCCAACCCCACUUCCAGAGUCCCCUCCGCAGGGAGAGGUAGAUCUUUCAGACCUUGUCUGAGUUUGGGGGUGGGGAAGGGGGCGUCUCAGGCCUCUCUGCCUCCAGUCUGGUUUUAUAAAGUGCUGACAAAAUUGGGAAUA